Messenger RNA from Tremella mesenterica DSM 1558, 1116 nucleotides. RefSeq lists its product as uncharacterized. The record is from RefSeq and is a predicted model, not a curated record. Gene Ontology annotation, cellular component: nucleus. Gene Ontology annotation, biological process: DNA-templated transcription; transcription antitermination; transcription elongation by RNA polymerase II. The coding region runs from base 109 to 1116 and encodes 335 amino acids. The transcript has 9 exons. Lineage: Eukaryota; Fungi; Basidiomycota; Tremellomycetes; Tremellales; Tremellaceae. Gene Ontology annotation, molecular function: zinc ion binding; RNA polymerase II transcription regulatory region sequence-specific DNA binding.
AUUUGUGAACCUGUGACAAGUCAGGAAUCAAAAGACUAGUAAAGAGUAGAUUGUGAUCGUUCAUUACGGGGCUGAACUAUCUAGGGACCUCUACAGGGCCAGAAGAAGAUGGACGCUCCGACUUUGACUCGAUUUGUUGGAGAGCUCAAUGAAGCCAGCGGGAAGAAUCAAACGGAGGACGUAGUGAGGAUCUUACAGAAAUUACAAGCAGAGGUUAUCCCCUCGGAGGAGUUACUCAAGGCAUCAAAAGCCGGUAUUGCAGUUGGUAAACUUCGUUCCGUUCCCUCACCGGGAGUCGCGAAUCUUGCUAAGGAUCUGGUCAAGAAAUGGAAAGAGGUGAUCGAGGAGAACAAACGGAAGAGGAAACGAGAGGAAGGGGAUGGGGUGAAAGAGGAAGCAGGGAAGAAGGUCAAGGCAGAACCCUCCACAUCCGCAAUAGUAUCCUCCAAUGGCACCCCGGCAGCCAUGUCUCCCGAUCGAAAACCUGAAAUCAAGGACAUCAAGCCAAAAGUCGAGCAACCGAACUCUGGAGCUUCUUCCUCGUCUCCUCCUAAACGACCACCUUUGUCUACGAUUGAUUCGUCCCGGACCACACCCCGAGAUUCAAAGUCUGACGGAGUCGCCGGGACUCUCAAAGCGGAAGCUGAGACUGGAGGGGACGAAUCUGUACGGGACAAAUGUGUGGAGAUGAUAUAUAAUGCUUUGGCAGGAGAUAGUACAGCGGAACGUAGUGUAGCCAUAGAAGCAGCCGUCUUCAAACAACAGAAAUCUCAAUCUGGAAAUGAAUAUCGAGCUAAGAUGCGUUCUUUGUUUCUGAAUCUGAAAGACAAGGGUAAUCCUGGUUUGCGAAAUGAAAUUGUGUUGGGAUAUUUGACAGCGGAAAAGUUGGCGUCGUUGAGUAAAGAGGACAUGGCGUCGGAGAGUAUCAGAGCGAUGAAUGAGAAAAUUGCCAAUGACAACCUGUUCAAAGCGAAAGCCGUGGGCGAAACACAAGCGGAGACGGAUGCGUUUAAAUGUGGCCGAUGUCAACAGCGUAAAUGCACGUAUUAUCAAAUGCAAACUCGCAGUGCUGAUGAACCUAUGACAAACUGUGGCAAUCGAUGGAAGUUUAGUUAA